CUUUACACUGUGUCCUUUUGCGCCUGUCGCCACCUAUGGACCUGAAAUAACAGCACCUGCGAGUUAUUGAAUCCUCUCUCACACCUAUACGACACCGCCGCCAUGCAUAUCCUCAGCUUCCUUUAUCCAGCGCUGCUGGCCGCCAGUGGCGCUGAAGCCCUCCGCUCAGGCUCCAAAGUCAAGCUCUCAAAUGUUCAAAGCCUCACGCUGCGCAAGGGCCAAAGCACCUCACACAGGCGUGUCGAUGCGAUGCCUCAGUUGACAUGCAUCGGUGGCUCUGCGCGUGGCCUCUACGAAGUCGACGUUAUGCGCUGCAAAAACUCCGGCUCCGACUACGACGAAGACUCCAUCCAAUGGACGUGUACCGCCUCGCUCCCCGAGGAAUUCAAACUCGGCUCCACGGACGUCAUCUGCGAAGGCUACGACUCCCCCAAUGAUCCAUACAUAUUGAAGGGCAGCUGCGGUGUCGAGUACAAGCUAGUCUUGACGGAUAAGGGCCGUGAGAAGUAUGGCAAGGGCAAAGGAGGGGGAUGGUGGGGUGGCGAUGAUGAGGGUGGCGAGCGAGGGGACGGACCGAAGACGAUGGGUGAACGGGUCGCUGCUGCUGUAUUCUGGUUGCUGUUCAUUGGCGUUGCGCUUUGGAUGGCGUACUCCGCAUUCACAGGUUGGGCACAGCGCCGUGCCGACGGCGGUGGAGCAGGUGGCAAUCGACCAGGCUGGGGCGGCGGCGGCGGCGGUGGUGGCGGUGGAGGAUGGGGAGGAGGCAACAACGACGCCUAUGAUGACCCACCACCACCAUACUACCCUUCAAAUCCUGGCAAGCCACGAUCUGGAGACGCUACAGAGGGCUGGAGGCCUGGUUUCUGGUCUGGUACAUUGGGUGGUGCCGCCGCCGGAUGGGCUGCGGGACGUAUGGGUAACAGAGGGAAUCAGACAGGUAGUGGCUACGGAAGCGGAAGUGGUUGGAAUAACGGAGAAGGAAGCUCGAGGUCGUCGUCUGGGGAUAGCUUUUCGAGCACGAGACAUGAGAGCACUGGAUUUGGGUCGACAUCGCGUAGAUAAAGCGUAGGGAAGGUUGCAGAGUUUCUAUUUGGUUCAGAAUGAUACCCCUAUUCAUACUAUUACUACAUUUAUCCACGGAUACUAACCUAUGGAGCCACCUGAAAAGCAUGAAAUUUAAAAGAUGAAAAUAUAAGAUCAUCGUCGACUUGCACCUGAGUCAAAUCACGGGCUCUUGCAAGUUUUUCAUGACCUCGGACAGCCUGACAGUCACAAAUUCCGUUUGCCUAAUUCUGGUCUACAGCUUGGUCUACCCCAAUAGUUCGUAGAUAGCGUGCUGAAGGCAUUCAAGCCUCACUUUGCUGACC
Molecule: messenger RNA, 1367 nt
Organism: Cucurbitaria berberidis CBS 394.84
Lineage: Eukaryota; Fungi; Ascomycota; Dothideomycetes; Pleosporales; Cucurbitariaceae
Product: DUF1183-domain-containing protein
Exons: 2
Coding region: 103-1062 (319 amino acids)
Biological process (GO): regulation of store-operated calcium entry
Cellular component (GO): endoplasmic reticulum membrane
Source: RefSeq, a predicted model, not a curated record